AUGGCGGAGCCCAAGCAUUCGGUUGCACACCAGGAGGCUCCCGCCGUCUCGGACGUGGAGAGCAAGAAUAACCAUCUUGAACACGUACAGACCAGCGAGACCGCGGGUGGUAUCACCGGGUUCGAGGCUGACGCCGAUGACCUGCCACCGGGUUACUUCAAGAGCCGUUUCUUCCUGGGCUCCAUGUUUGCCAUUGGCAUGGGUCUCUGGGCCACUGUUGCCGCCUUUGGCUAUGCUGCUCCCAUCCUCGGCCAAAUCAACGCGGACCUGGGCCCGGAUCCGCGCUACGUGUGGAUUGCCAACGUGUACAACUGCACGCUUGCCGUGUGUAUCGCACCCGUCGGCCGCUUGUCUGACAUCUUCGGCCGCCGGUACUGGUGGAUCGGCAGCGCGUGUCUCAGUGUCGUCGGCUGCAUCGUCUGCGCUACGGCCAAGUCUGUGACCACGCUCAUUGGGGGCUCCGCGCUUCUGGGCAUAUCCAGUGCAACGCAGCUCUCGUUCCACUAUGUCAUGGGUGAAAUCGUCCCUAUCCGCUACCGCUACCUCGGCUCCGCCGCCGUCUACAUCUUCUGCAUACCCGGCUCGGGCGUUGCUCCUUCCAUCGCCUAUGCCUUCGUCAACUCGUCUGUCGGCUGGCGCGGCAUUUACUACCUCCUCACGGCUGUCAACGUCGUCGCCCUCAUCUGCUGGGUCCUGUUCUACUUUCCCCCUUCCUUCGAUAAGAAGCACCGAGGUGACUCGCGCACCAAGACGUACUGGAUCAUGCAUUUUGACUAUGUCGGAACGUUCUUGUACGCGGGCGGCUUGAUAAUGUUCCUCAUGGGCCUGAGCUGGGGCGGUGCCGUGUACCCCUGGAAGAGUGCGGCGACCAUCUCUGCCAUCGUCGUGGGAGGGGUUGUGUUGGCUAUCUUCGUGCUGUGGGAGAUUUACGCACCACUCAAGGAGCCACUGGUGCCGAUGCACCUGUUUCGCAACAGGGAGUGGGUUGUUGCUGUCGUGCUUAUGGGUUUGGGCGCCGGUGUCUACUAUGCCUUUGCUAUCGUCUGGCCGAUGCAAGCGGCAGUCCUUUAUGACAACGGCAACUCGGCUCGCCUAGGGGGGAUCGCCGACGUCAUCGGGCUCGCCGUCAUCGCCGGCCAGGUCACUGGCGGCACCCUGGCCGCACGACUGAAGCACAACAGGUUCCAGGUCAUGGGCGUCAUGCUACUUGGUGGCAUCUUCUUGGCUUGUACUGCCGUCUCCACUCCUUACAACUUCAAUACUGCCCUGGCCAUGAUCACCGUCGGUGUCUUCUUCGUCGGCUGGAACGAGACCAUCUGCAUCGCAAACUCGACCAUCUGCGUCCGAGACCAAAAAGAGAUCGGCAUCGCCGGGGGGCUCGCAGGAUCGAUUCGUUCCGGAAUCUGCUCUGUAAUGGUUGCAAUUUAUACUACCACCCUCACAAACCGCCUCACCACCACCGUCGCCGAGGAAGUUCCCGCCGCGCUGGUCUCGGCUGGUCUCCCCGCGUCCAGCGUGCCCGAUUUCCUUGCCGCGCUGACGGGUGGCGUGGCAGGCGCCAUGAGCAAGGUCCCCGGUAUCACCGAUGGAAUCGUGGCUGCGGGUGUGGCGGCAUACAAGGUGGCGAAUGCGGACGCGUACAGGACGGUGUAUCUGAGUACUCUGGCGUUUAGCGGGCUGGCGAUCUGCCUGAGCUGGUGGGCGCCGGACACGGACAAGUAUCUGUCGAGCAAGGUUGCUGCUACGCUGCAUCGGGAGGACGUGUCCGAUGAGGAGAGGAUGCAACGGGCUUGA
Thyridium curvatum is the source of this 1794-nucleotide messenger RNA. RefSeq lists its product as uncharacterized. The record is from RefSeq and is a predicted model, not a curated record. Bases 1 to 1794 code for a protein of 597 amino acids. Gene Ontology annotation, biological process: transmembrane transport. Gene Ontology annotation, cellular component: membrane. Gene Ontology annotation, molecular function: transmembrane transporter activity. The transcript is spliced from 5 exons. Lineage: Eukaryota; Fungi; Ascomycota; Sordariomycetes; Thyridiales; Thyridiaceae.